This is a messenger RNA of Spinacia oleracea (spinach), 2128 nucleotides long. Its product is annotated as heterogeneous nuclear ribonucleoprotein Q. Gene Ontology annotation, molecular function: RNA binding. The coding region runs from base 263 to 1936 and encodes 557 amino acids. Lineage: Eukaryota; Viridiplantae; Streptophyta; Magnoliopsida; Caryophyllales; Amaranthaceae. The transcript is spliced from 17 exons. The record is from RefSeq and is a predicted model, not a curated record.
GGGGCCUAACCGACCUCUCCCGAAAGGGACGAUUUUGUAACUUUGCCGAUCAAUCUGUGUCUAAUUCUCUAUCCCUCCUCUCCCCUUCUCUCCUCUCCUCCCCCAGCAAAGGCGCAAAGCAUCCACAUACAGUGAGGUUCGACGAGUUCAAGGUCCUACCAAUUUUCUCCCAAAAAAUCCCCCUCAAAGAUAUUCGGCUUCAACCUCAAAUUCCGCUGAACUAAGUGGUUGCUGUUAUUGUCAAAUUAUUUUUUGUUUAAAGAUGAAUAAUAAUUAUUUUGAUAAUAGUUCAGCAGAUCACCAAUAUCGUGUCAAAGGAACGGAAAUCUUUGUUGGUGGACUUGCUCAAUCAGUUACUGAAGCCUUAAUUCGAGAGGUGUUCUCCACAUGUGGGGAAGUCGUGGAGGUACGGAUGAUUAAGGACCAGAAAGGCAAUGCGAAGGGGUAUUGCUUUCUUCGUUUCUCAACCAAAGAAGCUGCUGUUAGAGCUGUGAAGGACAAAGCUGGAAUUCUGCUAGAAGGCAGGAAAAUUGGGGUUCUUCCAUCAACUGAGCAGAAUUCACUGUUUCUGGGUAAUCUUCCCAAAGAGUGGAGUCCGGAUGAGUUUGGCAGAGUGGUUAGGCAGGCUUUUCAGGAUGUGGAUUCUGUAAACCUUGUCAUGCUGUCUAGCGAUGGAGUUACCCUUGCUACUCAAAAGCAACAAAAUCGGGGAUUUGGUUUUGUGCAUUUCUCAUCACAUGCUGCUGCUGGACAUGCAUUUAGAUUGAGCUCAAAAUCAGAAUUUGUUCUUGGUGGUAAAUGUCAUCCAACUGUGCAGUGGGCUGAGGAGGAACCUGAAAUUGAUCCAGAGGAACUUGCCAAGGUGAAGAUUGCAUUUAUCAGAAACCUUCCGACUGAUGUAACUGAAGGGUUUUUGAAGAAGUUGUUUGGUUCUUAUGGAGAGAUAGAAAAAGUAGUUCUGUCUAUGAAGGGUCAGUCACAAGUUGGGUUUGUCCAUUAUGUUAAAAGACAGGAUCUUGACAUUGCAGUCAAGGAGUUGAAUGAUAGGACAGUCCAUGGGCCAAAUUCUGGUUGGUUUAAGCUCCAGGUGGAAGUUGCAAGACCCUUUGGGAAAAACAAGAAGCGAGCCCGUGAGGGAUCAAGUAGGGCAGUGACUAAUAUGAGUCCAUCCAAAGUCUUCAAAGCUGAACCUGGUUUCACUUCUUCGGGUGGCCCUAUGUUUAAAGUCCUAGAGGAACGUAUUGUUGCUGAUCCAUAUGAAGCAGCUGUAGUCUCACUACCUGCUGCUGUCCAAGAUCGUUUGCUUCGGAUACUUCGACUGGAUAUUGCUACCCGUUAUGAUAUUGACAUCCGAUGCUUGAGAAGUCUAAAGGAGAUCCCAGAAUCAGCUGCUAUAUCUGUCCUUGAUCAGUUCCUGUUAUCAGGAGGAGAAGAAAUUGACAAAGGAGCAUUUCUUGCUGGACUAAUUACCAAGUACCAGGUCAGAAGUCUAAGGACAAGUCAAGUACCGGAAUAUAUACCAAGAGAUUAUACAUCAAGAGAAAAUGAAUUUAUCAGCGUAAGGUCGGAAUUCGCACGGCUACCAAGUCGAAGCCAGGUUCCAGUUACGGACUCCUUUUCUUCUCAUGUGGCCACCUCACGGUAUGAGAAAUAUUCUCCUCAUUUGCCCUAUUUUGACUACUCUGUAUCACCUCAAGCUGGCAUUACGAGAACGUUUGAGGAAAGGAACACUUCUCCAGUGUACUUACCGGGCUCUUCAUCAAGCUAUGGAAAUUUGGGAAUGAAGUCACCCGUGUCAGCGGGUGCAUCUCAUCAACCUACACGACCGCAAGUUAGAUUUGAUCCGUACACAGGCGAACCUUACAAAUUCGAUCCUUACACAGGUGAACCUAUUCAACCAGAUUCUCUUUCUCGCAGCGGUCGAAGCUUCUAUUGAUGCUGAUGGAAGCUUUUAGAAAGAGAAUUUCGACCCUUAUCUUGUGGUGACCUAUGAGAAGAUGAUACCAUGUUUAAGUUGUACAAUAUCGAGGGUUGUGGGGUUUUUUUUUUCAGUAGUAAAUUUGUUAGUUGAUCUACUUGGUUUGAAAAUGAUUAGAUUAUCAUAAUUGGUUGUUAUUCCUUUAGUCUA